This is a messenger RNA of Pristis pectinata (smalltooth sawfish), 3983 nucleotides long. RefSeq names its product serine/threonine-protein kinase PLK2-like. The coding region runs from base 367 to 2289 and encodes 640 amino acids. The transcript is spliced from 16 exons. NCBI's taxonomy places the organism in Eukaryota, Metazoa, Chordata, Chondrichthyes, Rhinopristiformes, Pristidae. Gene Ontology annotation, cellular component: centrosome; cytoplasm; nucleus. Gene Ontology annotation, molecular function: protein binding; protein serine/threonine kinase activity; ATP binding. Gene Ontology annotation, biological process: mitotic cell cycle; protein phosphorylation; mitotic G1/S transition checkpoint signaling. The record is from RefSeq and is a predicted model, not a curated record.
AAUAGCAAUGAUGGCCAAUUUUCACCAAACUGGUCUGCGAACACUGAAAGCGGAUGUUUGCUUAGAGAUAUUCCACCACCAAUGGUAAUCCAGGAGAUGGUGCAAAGGCGCGCCCCACAUGCAAAUAACUUGUACCCGUCAGUCAAUUACAGGGAACGGAUGAAGACUCGACCAAUGAAAGUGCCGUGAAACGUCAAAACCACGCCCACCGUCUGGUAUUCCGCCUCUGUGACGUAAGGGAGCGAGCCGAGUUGUAUAAAAAUGCGGGAGGGAUUCCCCAGCCACGUGUCUAGUCGGACUGUUAGAUAGCGCCGGGUGGUGCUACGGAGCUCUGGGGAUUCAUUCUGUUAUAUAGAAAUUUAAAGGAUGACUUCGGAAGUUCAGAAAGCUUCAGAUGGAGGCUGUUUGCGUUCUAAAGCCGCCCGGGAGAAGCCGGAUUUGUGUCGAACGGUUACGGCUCCAAAAACCGGCAAAUGUUAUUGCCGAGGGCGGCUGCUUGGAAAGGGUGGAUUUGCAAGAUGCUACGAAAUGACUGAUCUCUCCAGUAACAAAAUAUAUGCAGUUAAAGUUAUUCCACAUUCCAGAGUAUCAAAACCUCACCAAAAAGAUAAGAUUGAAAAAGAAAUUGAACUCCACAAAUCCCUAUCCAAUAAAUAUAUAGUGAAAUUCUACCAUAGUUUUGAAGAUGAUGAAAAUAUUUAUAUCUUUCUAGAGCACUGCAGUCAUAAGUCAUUAGCGCACAUAUUGAAAGCAAGAAAAACUUUAACUGAGCCAGAAGUCCGGUAUUACCUCAGACAGAUUAUAUUGGGUCUCAGGUACCUCCAUGUUCGGGAUAUUCUUCACAGAGACCUCAAACUAGGUAAUUUCUUUGUUAACGACAACAUGGAAGUGAAAGUUGGUGACUUUGGCCUGGCAACUAAGCUGCUACCUGUUGAUCAGAGGAAGAGGACAAUCUGUGGAACACCAAACUACUUGGCACCAGAGGUAUUGAACAAACAAGGUCAUGGUCCUGAGGCUGACAUCUGGUCCUUGGGCUGUGUAAUGUACACUAUGUUAUUUGGCCGGCCACCAUUUGAGACUUCUGACCUCAAAGACACUUACAGAUGUAUUCGAGCUGCUGAGUACACCAUGCCCUCAUCCUUCUCAGUUGCUGCAAAGGAUCUUAUCGGUAGCAUUCUGAAGAAGAAUCCAGAACAACGGCCUACGCUUGAUGCAAUUUUGAAUCAUGACUUCUUUGCAAAAGGUUUUACUCCUGAUGUGCUCCACCCAAGCAGCUGCACAACAGCACCUGAGUUGAGUGGCCCAGUUCCUGCAAAAAACCUCUUCAAAAAGUUGACACAGGCUUUCUUUGGGAAAAAGAAAGCAAUAGGUACCAAAACCCUCUGCAUAGAGAAGGAUGACAUCUCCAAACUUGCUGCAGAUCUUGUGAAGACCUCCAUUCAUAGACAGACAAGCUACAAGACUGAAAAUGCAACUGAGCCAACACUUCCUUCUGCCCAAGUGACAAACUCUUUUCCCAAGGAAAAAAUGGAGAUGGAAUCCAAAAAAUCUGUCAACGAACCAUGUAAAGGAUCUGGUGCCAAUUGUGAAUCUGCUGAAGAGGGGCCCAUAGCUCAACAAAUGGCAGAUGCUGCUACCAGUGUUCUCAAAAGUUGUCUUUCAGCUAUGCCUUCAGCUAGAAAGAACCCAGUAGGACAAGGCCUCCAUAGGUCCAAACCUUUUUUGUGGGUCACCAAAUGGGUUGAUUAUUCAAAUAAAUAUGGCUUUGGCUAUCAGUUGUCCAAUCGUAGCAUUGGUGUCCUAUUCAAUGAUGGAACCCAUAUGAGCCUCUCUACUGACAGAAGGAAUGUAUAUUAUUACCUCAAUAACAACCAGCACUUUUCCUUCUCUGCCUCUGCAAUCCCAGAGCAGCUUGUCAAACAGAUGACAAUCGUUGGGUAUUUUGCCAACUACAUGGAGGAAAAUUUAAUGGAUGGAGGUGACUUGCCCAGGACAUUCCUUGAAGAUUGUCAAGAUCCAUCCUUAUUCCUGUUGCAGUGGGUUAAAACUGAUCAUUCACUAUUGAUGCUGUUCAACAAUGGUACUUUGCAGGUUAACUUUUAUCAGGAUCAUACAAAGCUCAUUCUCUGCAGAGCUGAUCAUUCUUACCUGCUUACAUACAUCAACAAGGAUCGUGUUGCCUGCACGUACAAACUGAGCACCAUAAUGGAACUGGGCUGUUCACAAGACCUCCACCAUCGUCUAGCGUACACUUUGAAACUGCUGCAGCAACAGAAGACUGGUGCUUAAAUGUGAAUUGAAACCUUCAGGAGAGGGCCACAGACAGUAUUUAACAAAGCUUCUACUAUGGAGUUUUUAAAUGGGGUGCAAGGUACUGAGCUAUUUGAGCAUCAUCAGUAUCAAACUGGCCAGUGUCUGGCUAAAAUUUGCUGCUGUUUUGGGUGGUGGGGAAGAUUGUGGGAUAAAACCCAAAAUCUAGUUCUUGGUGGUUUUAGUUUGCAAUUUAAGUAUCACUAAUUAAAAUGGGUGUGAACAUAAAUGAGUUAUCAAACUUGUUUCUCUGCUCCUUUAGUAUUUGAGGGUUUCUAGAAUAAUUGUUCUUGACCUUGGUUGGUAGUAAUGAAGGUGAUUUACUUUUUACUACCUUUUUAAAUCUGACAAACCUGGGCCUCGAGGCUGUCUUCCUGAUAAGAAGUGAUGGUUAAUUUGACAUGUCAUUAGGCAGAUUUCUAAAACUCCAGGAUUUGGGUCUGUCAUGAGUGAAUAUGUACAUGUUCAAAUUGUUAAUACAUCCUUAUCUUCCUGAAUGACUGCUUAUGCCUGAGUGCAAAAAAAAGUCCAAUGUGAUAGUUAAAACAUUUCCAAGUCUUGCCAUGUUAACUUGAAGUCAAAUGCUAUCUGUAAUCUUUUGAGACUGCUUGUGAUUUAAGAAUUGGCAUAUUUUGCAUUUAUAAGCUACUGGUCACAAAUCUGGAAUUUCUCAGACUUGAGAAGCUUGAAUGCUCAAAUGAGCUGAGUGCCCAACUGCUUAAUCCUGACUUAGUGUGUUAGGCAUGUUUAUAAACUAAUCAACACACUAACUUUGCCUAUAACCUCAAACAGGGACCUGGGCAAAAUUCAUUGAUACUUGAUUUUAAUUUGUUCUCAAUCAAAAUCCUGACUUGCCACAAUUGCAGUAAUCUCUAUUUAUGGUGGUUGCUGUGAGAUGGGGCAUCUUUUCCCACUGCCUACUUAAUUGGAAACACAUCUUUCAUAGUGAUCCCUGUUCCUUCAUGGAAGCACUAGGGCAAUUUGGGAUUGUUUGCCAUUUAACAUGCAAUACUAGAUGUGUUAAAGAUUCAGUUGUAAGGUGAAAAAAUUCAGUCCCUUGAUGUGGGCAAAUGUGGAACUGCCUUGGAACAUCCUGGAUUCUGAGCUGGUCAAAAGCCAUAUCCAAGGGCAUUUGUGGACAGCAUACCAUUACAAAGGGAUACUUGUGUAAUGUAGAGCACUGAACUUGAAUCCCCUUAUUUCUGGCCCAACUUUGGGGAUGGGUAACAUGGAUGUUUGGGAGAUACAAGACUGCAGAUUAAGACAACUCAUUAGAAGGCAGAAUAUUUUUUAACCUCCCAAAAUGGCAUGGCAAAGUCUUGUAGAAAAUGGUAGUCGGGUCUGAAACUUGAAUAUCAAAGAAACCAUUUAUUUUGUAUCACCUGGUUUGGGGUAGGGAAAUGUGGGGUGGGGGAAAAGUUGCAUUUCAACUGGUACAAAAGUGUUAAAUCCAAAGUUGAGAUUCCUAUUUACCUGCACCUCUGGGUGUGAUGGCUCAAGAUUCCUUAUUUAAUAAAUUUGGUCUUAUUUAUGUUUAUGCAAGUAUUUAGUGAGCCUAAUUUAUUUUUGUAUUUAUUAUUUAUUUCUUUGCAAUUUUUAAGGAUGACAGAAUGCAGUAGAAAUUCUGAAAGGGAUUGUACAACAAUAUUUUUUAUCAAAAUAAAGCUUCAUUU